Messenger RNA from Monodelphis domestica (gray short-tailed opossum), 1455 nucleotides. Lineage: Eukaryota; Metazoa; Chordata; Mammalia; Didelphimorphia; Didelphidae. The record is from RefSeq and is a predicted model, not a curated record.
CCAAUGUCAUUUUUUGGUCCUCUUCAGGACAAAGGACAACAACCAAUUCAUUAUUUAAGGAAAUGCUAAAUUUAGGUUAGCAGUUACUGAAAUCUAUUUAACACCUAGAUAUAUCUAAUCGGAUUCCUUUAUGGAAGAGGAAAACUGAGGACCAAAUCAAAAAACAUUAUUUGACUGAGGUCAUCCAGUUUAUAAGUGGCCUAGAAUCUGGGACUCACUGUGCUGUUUUGACUCCUCUUCAGACACUGAUGUCCUCAGGCCAUUCCUCCUCCCUGAGAAGGUCAUUACUGCUCCAUCUCAAAGCAUUCCUUCCCUCCAGUGGAAAAGGCAGGGCCAGGAAGGAAGAGUCAACCAGCAAUAUAGGAUUAGAGGAGAUAAGAGACCAGAUUGGGCCAAUAAAUGGGAGGGAGAAGGAAGGACAGGUUAUUGCUGACUUUAAGUUGUUGUUGAAUCAUUUCAGUUGUGACCUACUCUUCAUGACCUCAUUUUGGGUUUUCUUUCCUGGAAUGGUUUGCCAUUUCAGGAAAGAAAACCCAAAAUCAUUUUAAAGAUGAGGAAAAUAGGGACAGCUGGGUGGCUCAGUGAAUUGAGAGCCAGGCCUAGAGACGGGAGAUCCUGGGUUCAAAUCUGGUCUCAGACACUUCCUAGCAGUGUAACCCUGGGCAAGUCAUUUAACCCCCUUUGCCUAGACCUUACCACUCUUUUUUCUUGGAACCAAUACAUAGUACUGAUUCUAAGAUGGAAGGUAAGGGUUUAAAAAUUUUUUAAGAUGAGGAAACUGAGGCAAACAAGGUAAAGCAACUUGUCCAUGGUCUUCUGAGGCCAUUUUUCAAUUCAGGUCAUCCUGACUAAAGGCCCAGCACUCUAUCCACUAUACCACUUAGCUGUCCAGUACAUUUAGUUAGCUAACUGUAUUCAGAGCCUAAUUUUGGUCACAAUGAGAAGCAGAGUGCCAAGGACAUGGAAGAUACAGCCUUCUAUAGUCAAUAAAAUAAUGCCUAUCAGUUUAGCAAAAGGAUAAAAGAGUGAUUACAAGAUCAAAAAUCAAAAGGUUUGGGUGUCCUAGAGAAGGAUUUGGGCCAUAAUUUGAAGGAAGGAGGGAUAUUAUUUUGGCAGAAUAAAUUUUGGUGGGAAACAGAGGUGACCAUAUAUAAUAGGCUGUCUAUGUCUUCUCUUUCAGUCAAAGAUGGAUAUUGUCCAUUCUUCCCAUUCAAAGGCUUUAGAAACUGUUUAAACAACUGUCAUAAUGACCUGGAGUGUCCUGGGAAACUCAAAUGCUGUGAUUUUAAGUGUGGCUUUGUGUGUACCACACCCUGGAAAGUUAAGCACUGGAACUGCCCAGCCCGGCCACUCUCUUGUCCGACAAUUACCCUGCCAAAAUGUCAGAAUGAUGAAGACUGUCCAAAGGAUGAAAAGUGCUGUUCUAAUUGUGGCUUGCUCUGCACUAAAAGUUAG